This is a messenger RNA of Lotus japonicus, 903 nucleotides long. RefSeq lists its product as uncharacterized. Lineage: Eukaryota; Viridiplantae; Streptophyta; Magnoliopsida; Fabales; Fabaceae. The transcript has a single exon. Gene Ontology annotation, biological process: meristem maintenance; meristem development. The record is from RefSeq and is a predicted model, not a curated record. The coding region runs from base 1 to 903 and encodes 300 amino acids.
AUGACAAGGACAAAGCAACAUAAGAGGGUAUCGUCUGAAGAGUUGGCCGAUCGUCGUGCCUAUCUCCACGCUUCUCAUAGGCGAGGUGAUCAUGAUACAGAUGUGUCGACUUCUCGGAAGGGGGCUAGGAAGGGGGCUCCGAAGGCGACCACUGAGGUUCCUGCCCCUGCUACGGAGGUUCCUGCCCCUGCCACUGAGGUUCCUGCUCUCUCGACGCCUGAGGUUACUGCUACUGAGGUUUCUCCUCAGUCGACGCCUGAGGUUACUGCCCACGAUACUGUUGAGCCUUCCACCUCUUCACUUGAUAUUGAUGCAGUUGAGGAGCCAUUGGAGUCGGAGUCGGAGUCGGGGUCUGAGUCUGAGAUUGAGGGUGAGGAUGUAGAGGUAGAGGAUCCAAAUAUGCCGCCGCUCCAGAGAAAUCCACCGUUUCCUGGUGGGCCGGUUGAGUUGUCACUUCUGCAGCAUUACCCGGAUCACAUAGCGCCGUGGACGUGGCAUACCCUACUAGGCACCACUGACCCUCGUUAUUCUGAGCGAGGUGAUUUGAGGCUUGCCACUACUGGUACGAAGCUCGGGCUGAUGACGUGUGAGGGGGACAAUUACAGGGAGGUCCGCUUGAUUGUGGAGAGGAGCGGACUGUAUCCACUGGUCAGGUGCAGCUAUGUAGAGACGGACCCAGGGCUUAUAUCGGCCCUUGUGGAGAGGUGGCACGAGGAGACUAGUAGUUUCCACAUGCCAUUCGGGGAGAUGACUGUCACCCUUGACGACGUCUCCGCUCUUCUUCACAUCCCGGUUGGUGGGAGAUUCUACACUCCAGGAGUGGCCUCGAGAUAUGAUGUGGCAGAGACCUGCGCUUUGCUGUUAGGGGGGAUGCAGAUUUGUACAUGGCUGAGUUUGAUGUGA